Messenger RNA from Carlito syrichta (Philippine tarsier), 1285 nucleotides. RefSeq names its product ubiquitin conjugating enzyme E2 J1 (gene UBE2J1). The transcript has 7 exons. The record is from RefSeq and is a predicted model, not a curated record. NCBI's taxonomy places the organism in Eukaryota, Metazoa, Chordata, Mammalia, Primates, Tarsiidae. The coding region runs from base 25 to 936 and encodes 303 amino acids.
UUUAUUUUAGCUGUUAAACGUUUGAUGAAAGAAGCAGCGGAAUUGAAAGAUCCUACAGAUCAUUACCAUGCGCAGCCAUUAGAGGAUAACCUGUUUGAAUGGCACUUCACAGUUAGAGGGCCUCCAGAUUCUGAUUUUGAUGGAGGAGUUUAUCAUGGACGGAUAGUUCUCCCACCAGAGUAUCCCAUGAAACCACCAAGCAUCAUUCUCCUUACGGCCAAUGGACGAUUUGAAGUAGGCAAGAAAAUCUGUUUGAGCAUCUCAGGACAUCAUCCUGAAACUUGGCAGCCUUCAUGGAGUAUAAGGACAGCUUUAUUAGCCAUCAUUGGGUUUAUGCCAACCAAAGGAGAGGGGGCCAUAGGCUCUCUAGAUUACACACCUGAGGAGAGAAGAGCGCUCGCCAAAAAAUCACAAGAUUUCUGCUGUGAAGGAUGUGGCUCUGCCAUGAAGGAUGUCCUAUUGCCUUUAAAAUCUGGAAGUGGUUCCAGUCCGGCUGACCAGGAAGCCAAGGAACUGGCUAGACAAAUCAGUUUUAAGGCAGAAGUUAAUUCAUCUGGAAAAACUAUUGCUGAGUCAGACUUAAGCCACUCUUUUUCACUGAAUGAUUUACAAGAUGAUAUACCUACAACAUUCCAGGGUGCUACGGCCAGUACAUCGGAGGGAGGCCAGAGUCCCCCGGCAGCAUGCCUUCAACAAGCCCCCCAGCCUGCAGCCAAGAAUACCUCCAUGAGCCCUCGACAGCGCCGGGCCCAGCAGCAGAGUCAAGGAAGGUCGUCUGCUUCACCAGAGGGAAUCCAGGGCCAGCGGCCACGAGACAACCACACUGACCAUGGCGGGUCAGCCGUACUGAUUGUCAUCCUGACUUUGGCGUUGGCUGCUCUUAUAUUUCGACGGAUAUAUCUAGCCAAUGAAUACAUAUUUGACUUUGAGUUAUAAUAUUGUUUUGUGACUUAAGAGCUGUGACUCAGCUGCUUCAUUAAACAUUCUGCAUUGGGUAUAAUCUAAGACUUGUUUACAAAAAGAUCACUUUGUAUUUAUCCUCCAUUCCUUUUUUUGAUCCGUGUAAAUUCAGUAUAAAUACAGGUAGACAUUCAGACUGUCCAGCAGUGUGUCCUGCCUAGUUUAAGGGAGCGGAAAUCCAAGUUCCUUACCUCGCCAUCUGAUCUGCUUCACAGGGAAAUAACUUAUUGUUUCUCAUGCCUCAGCUUCUUUUUAUGUACAUUUGUGAUACUUUUCUGUAUAGCCCUUUGAAAUUUUUGGAUCAAAGAUGAUGUUUUAAGUUCCA